AUGUCACAGCUUCUGCAAGAUCAACUACUUGACAUGGGGGCCAAGCCUCUGCCUAAUGACUUAAGUCAGACAACAGCCACAGUUGCAGCGGCCAGAGCUGUUGCUGGGUGGCAGAGCAACAAGCGUGUCCUUCCUCUGGUUCCGGAGUUCAAGCAUGUUGUGAAUGUUCGUGGCAGCUUCCCUGCUGCGUCUAUGCAAGGUCUUCAAGUAGGCUGCAAACUCCCUGCAUCGUGGGAGGUACCUGCAUCUGCAAAUGUUGACCCGUGCUUUGUGUCGUCGGUGCCACAAGGUUCCAAAAUCCUUCGCAUCCUCACGGUGCCGGGGGAAAUGUCAGAGGAUGCUCCGGACAACUUGAGUGCAGCUCAGGCUGGCCGCGUAUUGCCGAGCCUUUCUGCUCCGCCCGAAGAUGCUCACCCAGCUGAGAAGCUUGCUUGCAUCAUGUUGCAGUGGAACACUCGCUUCAGCCAAGAGGAGAUGCGAACUCUUCUGGACAUGUUGCCGCAAAAACAUCAGACCAGAGCCAGGGGGAGCUGUGACGAACAGUCCAAUCAGUUUCUGUGUGGAGCCUAUGCUCAUGGGCCCAUGACGGGCUGCAAGAACUUGACACGAGAUAUGCCUUGGUGCACUGCCGUGCUUUGCAAGCAUGUUCGUGAUAACGCUCCGGGUUUUUGCUUCUCUGCCGUGGGCUACCUGUGCAAUGUGCGCGCAGAGGCCCAUCGAGAUUUGCAUAAUGAGCCAGGGACAAAAAACCUGGUCAUGGCAACGCAUGAUUGUGCUGGCGGUGGACUGUGGCUUGAGGAGGCAGGUGGGCCUGUUGCGAUGGUCGUCGAUAAAACUCAGCGUGCUGGGAGGUUUCAUGACUUGGCAGUUGGAAGGCCUUUUAUCUUCGAACCGAAGCGUUGGCAUGCUACUCAACCGUGGCGAGGUGACAGAGGAGUGAUCGUUGCAUACACCCCAGUGGGAGUGACCAAACUUGCAACUGCCGACAAAGGGUUCUUAGAAAAUUUGGGUUUUCCCUUAGGCACCUCUUCUGGUUCUAGUGAUGUGCCUCCCAGGGUUGCAAAAGUACAAAAAGGAAGUAUCGUUUUCGGCGUGUACCAUGAACCGGAGGAGUUUGUGGCGAGAGCGUUGAGCGUGCAACAUCCUUGUCACUUGGAAAGCCUUUUGCCAUCAGAGCUUGUUGAGGCCAUACGGGCAAAUCACUCCAAAGAUGUCGCUACGCUUGGGCGCGAGCGCACCGAGAUGCUCAAGAAAUGGCUUGCUCGCGCUGAGGAGCUGGAAACUGCCGAAAAACAGCUCAAGGGAUCUUUCAGCUCCCAUCGACGUCAAGUGUUGUGCAACAAGCGGCUGCUCUUGAUGAAAGAGAUGCUUGACAGUGUGGGACACGAGGACGAGGACUUGAUUUCUGAUCUGUCAAACGGUUUCGACUUGACCGGACCCUUGCCCCGAUCUAAUGCCUUUAAGAAUAAGUACCGCCCGGCAGCCAUGGCCGAGGAAACGCUUAGGAAAAGUGCGGGAUUAGUUAGGGGUCAGGUUUUGGCUUCGGUUAAAAGUUCAGGGGACGAGAUCGUGGAUCGAGGUGUACUGGCAGCCACCGAGAAAGAGUUGUCCAAAGGCUUCAUCGAGGGGCCGGUGUGUGCUAGUGACAUCCCUGCUGAUGGGACGGUCACGCAUCGCUUCGGAGUGAUCCAAGGAGAAACCGAGGAGGGUCCCAAAGUGAGACCGAUCGACAACUACUUGAGUUCGCUGGUAAAUUCGGUUGUGUCCCAAAGUGAACAAGUGCCCGUCCACACGUUGGACGUAGUUGCUGGCAUGUUGGCGAUGUGGUUGCACUUGUCUCCUUUGAAGUCCUUGCGUGAGGGACUUGUGUGCAAAUGUUGGGACCUCAGUGCCGCAUACAAGCAACUACCGCUUAGUGACAAAAGUUUCGAAAAGGAUAGCUUCUUCGUGAUUUACUGCCCCCGCACUCGCCAGCAUGUCAUCUACAAGCAGCGGGUCAUGCCCUUCGGGGCGAAAGCCUCAGUGACUGCCUUCAUCCGUUGUGCAUUCGGAAUUUGGCGGCUGGGGGUAAAAAUGUUUGCCUUGGUCUGGAGUUUUUAUUUUGACGAUUUUCUAUCGGCUUGCAAGCCUGAGGAGCGUCGACACGUGGAGGUCGUCAUCAGCACGCUUUUCAGGAUUCUAGGUUGGGAUCUUUCGCUAGAUAAACUUCUGCCCUAUGACGUGUGCUGUAAAGUCCUUGGAAUCAAGAUCGACAUGGCGGAGGCUCGCCUGGGACUCUUCAAGCUGGCGAACACUGAAAAACGUGUGAUGGAGUUAACCGCUGCCUUGGACGAAGUCUUGUUAGCCGAGAGGUUGUCGCAUUCCGACUGCGAGAAACUUCGGGGUAGGCUGCAGUUUGCUUCCGGCCAGUUGUUCGGUCGAAGGGCGAAGGUUGCUCUGCACCAGCUUAGCCGGCAUCAUGGAGGUCGGUUGAGCGAGGCCACUUCUAAGGCGUGUCGCUUCUUGAGGCGUUUGGUUUCGUCAAACCAGAGCCGCUUGAUUAGUCGACAACUUGGCAAUGUCGUGCAUGUGUAUGUGGACGCAUCCUUCAGCGAUGAGGGCAAGCUUUGUGGCAUCGGGGGCAUGGCUUAUGACCAUAAAGGCUCUUUGCUCCAAUGGUUCGGUGAAAACCUUGAUGCUUCGCUUGUUUCCCAAGUCAUGACGUCUUUUGAGCGUGUCAAAGAGACCGUCAUUUUUGAGCUGGAGGCUUUGGCGGUACAUGUUGCGCUGAAGUGUUUCUUCAAAGCUCUUAAGGGCAAGAAUGUGGUUGUGUUCACCGACAACGAAGGUGUUCACGGCGCCUUCGUGAAGUGCUGGACUGUGAGUCAGUUUGCAACGCAUGUCAUCGAUGCGGUAUGUGAGAUCGAAGAAAGCCUUGGCUUUAUGAUCUGGUACGAUCGAGUUCCAUCUGCAAGCGUGCUGGCAGCCACGGAGAAGGAGUUGGCCAAAGGCUUCAUUGAGGGGCCGGUGAGUGCUAGCGACAUCCCUAAUGAUGGGACGGUCACGCAUCGCGUUGGAGUGAUUCAAGGAGAGACCGAGGAAGGUCCCAAAGUUAGACCAAUCGAUAAUUACUUGAGUUCGCUUGUAAAUUCGGUUGUAUCCCAAAGUGAACAAGUGCUCGUUCACACGUUGGACGUAGUUGCUGGCAUGUUGGCGAUGUGGUUGCACUUGUCUCCUUUGAAGUCCUUGCGUACGGGACUGGUGUGCAAAUGUUGGGACCUCAGUGCCGCGUACAAGCAACUGCCGCUCAGUGACAAAAGUUUCGAAAAGGAUAGCUUUUUCGUAAUCUUCUGCCCCCGCACACGCAAGCACGUCAUCUACAAGCAGCGGGUCAUGCCCUUCGGGGCAAAAGCCUCAGUGACCGCCUUUAUCCGUUGUGCAUUCGGGAUUUGGCGGUUGGGGGUAAAAAUGUUUGCCUUGGUCUGGAGUUUUUAUUUUGACGAUUUCCUAUCGGCCUGCAAGCCUGAGGAGCGCCGACACGUGGAAGUCGUUAUCAGCACUCUGUUUCGGCUACUAGGUUGGGAUCUUUCACUAGAUAAACUUUUGCCUUACGACGUGUGCUGUAAAGUUCUUGGAAUCAAGAUUGACAUGGCUGAAGCUCGCCUGGGGCUCUUCAAGUUGGCGAACACCGAAAAGCGUGUGCUGGAGUUGACUGCUGCCUUGGACGAGGUAUUGUUGGCUGGCAGGUUGUCGCAUUCUGACUGCGAGAGACUUCGAGGUAGGCUGCAGUUUGCUUCUGGCCAGUUGUUCGGUCGAAGAGCGAAGGUUGCUCUGCGCCAGCUUAGCCGGCAUCAUGGAGGUCGGUUGAGCGAGGUCACUUCCGAGGCGUGUCGCUUCUUGAGGCGUUUGGUUUCGUCAAACCAAAGCCGCUCGAUUAGUCGGCAACUGGGCAAUGUCGUGCAUGUGUAUGUGGAUGCAUCCUUCAGCGAUGAGGGCAAGCUUUGUGGCAUCGGGGGCAUGGCCUAUGACCAUAAAGGCUCCUUGCUCCAAUGGUUCGGUGAAAACCUUGAUGCGUCGCUUGUUUCCCAAGUCAUGACGUCCUUUGAGCGUGUCAAAGAGACUGUCAUCUUUGAGCUGGAGGCUUUGGCGGUAUAUGUUGCGCUGAAGUUUUUCUUCAAAGCUCUUAAGGGCAAGAAUGUGGUUGUGUUCACUGACAGCGAAGGUGUUCACGGCGCCUUCGUGAAGUGCUGGACAGUGAGUCAGUUUGCAUCGCAUGUCAUCGAUGCGGUAUGUGAGAUUGAGGAAAGCCUUGGCUUUAUGAUUUGGUACGAUCGAGAUGGCGGCGGCAUCUACAGCUGCCCAGACUGGACUUCCCCGCCGACUGGGAUGCAGGAUAUCUUUCGGAAGUGCUGUCGCUUCGAAAAAUCUGGGAAGGAUCGGGAUACGGCAUUAUGGCCGGCGUUGCAAGCUGGCGUGGCGACUGGGGUAGAUGGGGAUAUUUCCUUGAGCAAUUGUUUUUUGCCGACUCCAGCUGACUUUGAUCCGAAUUCUUUUGAUGUCCAGAUAUGCUCCGGUAAUUGGCCAGGGGCUAAUGAGGAACCUGAGCUCUUGGCGGAACUUGUUCAGCAGGAAGUGGAUGCGGGCUAUUUGCUGGUUUUUGAUUCUUUGGAGGAGGCCCAGAAGAAAUGGUCACGCAUUGCCAUAGGCAAGGUCAAUGUAAUCAAAAGCCCUAACAGAAAGCCUCGCUUGAUUGUCGAUCCCUCCGUCUCAGGUGUAAACCCUAGUUGCCACAUCCCGGAGCGAUUUCUGCUACCAGGCUUGAGUGACAUCAGAGCUUCUUACCCGAUGCGGGGUGUGGUAGGUGAGGUUGAGGUAUGUACAUUGGACAUUGCCGCGGCGCACAAAACGGUGCGGAUCCGUGAGUCCGAACAAGGACUCCUUGGUUUUUCGGUCAAUGGCCGAUAUUACUUCUACCGGGUCGCACCGUUUGGCGGCUCAUUUAGUGCUCUUUGGUGGCAGCGCCUGUCAGGUUUUUACGUACGCACAUGCCACCGCCUGAUCUACAUCAGCCACAUUUUCUUGAUGUACGUUGAUGAUGCAUUGCUUCUUCAGCACAGGGAAGCCCUUCCUUUAUCAGCCUCGUUGGUUUUAACCUUCUCACAAUCUUUCGGGUACCCGAUCUCAUGGCGCAAACUGCAGUUAGGCCCCAAGAUUGAGUACAUAGGUUGGUUGAUAAACUUCAGAUCAGGCUCCUUGUCCCUGACUGAUCACAAGGUGGCAAAGUUGCUCACGGCACUCACUCAACUCGCAGCAUCUGAUCCUUGCAACAAACGUGAUCUUCAGGCAGUCAUCGGCAUGUUGCAUUGGGUUUUGCAAAUGGCGCCGAGCUUGCUUCCGUGGCUUUGCACUCUGUACCAUGACUUAGCACGGCCCCUGGGUACGAACUUUAGCUUGAAUGCUGCAACUUGGCAGCUUCUGCCUUCAUAUCUGGAUGCGAAAAUGAUCUUCACGGCCACACCGCCGGGCACGAGCAUCAAGGUGGGCAGUCGCUUGCUGAGUGUGCGUCAUGUGGAGAUGUUGGGCAAGCAGGAUUUGGCCAAGGUCAGAUGCACUGGCAAGCGCCUCUGGGCGAGAGUGGCCGAUCCUUCAUCCACCAAGCGCAAGCUGUCUUUGCAGAGUCGCACUUUUGUUGAGUUUUGGAUGCAAUGGUGUAUCAGACCUCAAAUGCCGCGAGCCUUGUCUUUCCCGCCGUUGGACUUCAGCUAUGUGCUUGCAGCCGAUGCAUGCGCAAAGAAGGAUGACAUCGGCAUUGGCGGUUGGGUUCAAUUGCCGAAUCAGCCAGCCGUUUGGUUUGUUGAGAAGUUCAAGGUUGCACAAUUUAGGGCUUUGGGGUUGCCGGUUCAGGACGAUGCGAACUUGGACAUCACGUCUUAUGAAACAUUGGCUCAGCUGGCGCUUUUGAUCUGCUUCGCAUCCUUUACGGCGUCUGGCCGCAUGCGGGUGAAGAUCCCUUCGUGGUCGGAUAACUCGGGCACUGAAAGUGUGGCGAAUAAGCUAUUCACGGUCAAGACUCCUCUGUGCUUCUUUGCGCAGAAACUUGCUACUGUUGCUUGGCGCACAGGCAUCGUUCUGGAUUGCUCGCGUAUCGCAGGCUGUCACAACGAUAAGGCUGACUGGUUGAGUCGUUGGUCAGGUGAUGUGGCAGAGUUGCCUGCAACUUGGUCGUUGGAUCAUCGGGUCAAGUGUGACUUGCCGACUUUGUGGGAAGGCGAGCGUGAUGUUCGUGUCUUUCCACCUGGUGCCACUUUCUUGUGGGAGCCGCCCAAGGCAUCCGUAGGGCGUUGA
Messenger RNA from Symbiodinium sp. CCMP2592, 6324 nucleotides. The record is from the annotation of a GenBank genome assembly. NCBI's taxonomy places the organism in Eukaryota, Dinophyceae, Suessiales, Symbiodiniaceae.